Messenger RNA from Impatiens glandulifera, 1133 nucleotides. Its product is annotated as pyridoxal kinase-like. Gene Ontology annotation, molecular function: pyridoxal kinase activity. NCBI's taxonomy places the organism in Eukaryota, Viridiplantae, Streptophyta, Magnoliopsida, Ericales, Balsaminaceae. The record is from RefSeq and is a predicted model, not a curated record. The transcript is spliced from 12 exons. Gene Ontology annotation, cellular component: cytosol. Gene Ontology annotation, biological process: pyridoxal 5'-phosphate salvage. Bases 82 to 1008 code for a protein of 308 amino acids.
UCUAUUGCUUUUGUGUUCUUUUCGAAUUCUGAUUAUGAAACUUUAGGUUGGAAUUUAAAGAUUGUAAAGCUGCUUCUGAAGAUGACUCCACCAAUUCUUUCCCUAGCCCUUCCCUCUCAAACGGGUCGAGUUCUCAGUAUCCAAUCCCACACUGUUCAGGGCUAUGUAGGCAAUAAAUCAGCUGUUUUCCCUCUACAACUACUAGGUUAUGAUGUGGAUCCAAUCAACUCAGUGCAGUUCUCAAACCACACUGGAUAUCCAACCUGUAAGGGGCAAGUUUUGAAUGGACAACAACUGUGGGAUUUAAUAGAAGGCCUUGAAGCAAACAAUUUAUUAUUCUACACUCAUUUAUUAACUGGUUAUAUUGGUUCUGUUUCCUUUUUGACUACUGUGUUAGAAGUUAUCAAUAAGCUUAGGUCUAUCAAUCCAAAGCUUAGUUAUGUUUGUGAUCCAGUUCUGGGUGAUCAAGGAAAGCUUUAUGUCCCUAUGGAAAUGGUAUCUGUGUACCGGGAGAAGGUCGUCCCAGUUGCCUCAAUGCUAACUCCUAACCAAUUUGAAGCGGAGCUUUUGACUGGCUUAAGAAUUGUAUCAGAAGAUGAUGGUCGGGAAGCUUGCAACAUCCUUCAUGCUGCUGGACCAUCAAUGGUUGUGUUAACUAGCAUAAGUAUAAAUGGGAAUUUUCUUCUUAUUGGCAGUCACAGGAAAGAAUUAGAUCAGGAGCCUGAACAAUUCAAGAUUGUGAUACCCAAAAUUCCUGCAUAUUUUACGGGAACCGGAGAUCUAACAACCUCAUUGUUGCUUGGAUGGAGCAAUAAAUAUCCUAACAGCCUUGACAAAGCAGCCGAACUUGCUGUGUCAAGCUUGCAGGCACUUCUACGAAGAACAGUAAGUGACUACGAAAAGGCAGGGUAUGAUCCGAGAACAAGCAGCUUAGAGAUUCGGCUGAUUCAGAGCCAAGAUGACAUUCGAAACCCUCAAGUUAAAUUCAAGGCCGAGAGAUACAAAUAACAGUGAUGUUUAUCUUUAGUAUCAUUGUGAAAAAAGAGAAGGGGAGUGAAUUGCUUUAAGAAUCAUAUUUAAGAAUAAAGACUUUAAAUUUCCUUGACUUAUCUUUAUUUUUAUUACCGUAUUGG